Messenger RNA from Aspergillus clavatus NRRL 1, 1185 nucleotides. Its product is annotated as basic helix-loop-helix domain-containing protein. The transcript has 2 exons. Gene Ontology annotation, molecular function: protein dimerization activity. The record is from RefSeq and is a predicted model, not a curated record. Bases 1 to 1185 code for a protein of 394 amino acids. NCBI's taxonomy places the organism in Eukaryota, Fungi, Ascomycota, Eurotiomycetes, Eurotiales, Aspergillaceae.
AUGUCCCGUUCACGUCUACCUCCGACUCCCGCCAUGUCUGGGGAGUUGAUCAUCAAGGAGCAGACUUUCACUGAAGGCGUAGAUUCCUUUGCUCUGCCCCCGGCGGCCUUGAGUCCGUCAAAGAUCGAAAGUGCGAGCAGAAGGUCGUCCAAGUCAGAUUCAUUGGCCUACUUCCCUGCAUCUCCCACAUCGCCCGAGCUUCUUGGUCUGGGCCGCAGCACCAAUCCUCCCCGUCAGACCGGUACCAAGAGGUUACUCGAGGACUUCGAUCUCCCGCCUCCGCCAACCAGAACCCGGAAGAUCAUCCAGAUGAAACCCAAGACCCAGAGUCCGGUCAAGCCAGCUGCAACCGCCGGCAAACUUUCAACCAAGGAGAAGUCGAAUAAUGCCGCAACUCCCGCAAAUUCGAAAAAGAAGCAACCCAGUGCGACCAGUGCGGCGGGUCGGAAGAUUGCCAGAAAGACUGCGCACAGUCUGAUCGAACGGCGACGGCGGUCGAAGAUGAACGAGGAAUUUGCGACCUUGAAAGAUAUGAUCCCGGCGUGCCAAGGCCAGGAUAUGCACAAACUUGCCAUUCUGCAGGCAAGCAUUGAAUAUGUCAACUACCUGGAAAGGUGUAUCCAGGAUCUCAAAACUGCUGGUAGUCAACGCACGACAGCAUCUCCAUACCUACCUCCCGCACCACCCUCACCCACAUCACCCGAGAUGCUGAGUGGAGUUCCGAGUCAAAUACACUCCGCGUCGGUAUCUCCUGAGCUAUCGCCCAGCCAUGCUCAUACCAACAACACAUCCCCGGCCUUCUCUCCCCGCACUCGGAUACCCUCUAUCAGCACAGCCAUAGAGUUCCUACCUGCCAUCCUCCCCAGCCCAGCCUUGGGCCCUGUCCGCUUUAGCGAGGGUAUCAUCCACCCACCGCGCGGAUCUUGGACGGUACCGUCGUCCACGGACACCUCACCAGUGCUCCAGCCCAGGUUCAGCAAUGCUUCAUCGGGAUCCGACGCCGACAUUGACCAUGAAGCCUCCGCUGCUUUGCUGAUGCUGAACAGAGAUCGCCGUGGGACUGCCGGCUCCAUUCAGGAGGGUCUUGCAAAUUCCACAUUGGAUGCCCAAGAGAGUAGCAAAAGUCCAUCAAAGAGUCCGCAGAAGAAGAUGGGAAUGAGCGUGAAGGAUUUGUUGAUUUCUUAG